AUGUCAUCGCAGGGAAUCAAUGCCUUCGACAUUCAGUCUCAUCUUUAUUCCUCUUUUCUCCAAGGAAGGACGCCAGAUGUAGCCCUUCGAGUAUCAGGUCGAUGGCAUGCCGUCUAUCAGCUCCAUCGGGUUGUCCUCAUCCAGUCGGACUUCUUCCGCUCUCUCUUUACAUCUGGAUUCAGAGAAUCUGUCGAAGAUGUUCGAAGCCGCCGUCGUGGAGCAGAUGAAAUAAGCAUCAUAUUCGACGACGCUAACAUCACACGGGCAGCAUUCGAAAUAUGCCUGUCUAGACUUUAUGGAGGCGGGCCACCUCUCCAUCUCCCCCAAUCUCUGGUACCAUCGACAUCUGAACCUCUGUCGACUUCGUUCAUAUCUGGUAUCCUCCCAGAGCCAGUGCCUGAGGGAUAUCAUCCUGCAACGCCACGGUUCCUCUUGUCUCUCCUCGCGACCUCCCUCUACCUAUCUAUCCCAGCCGUCGCCUCGCAAGCGCUCUCCAUGAUCUUCAAGACCAUUGGCCCCUAUACGGUCACAACCUACCUCAACUUCGCACUUGGCAAGUCAAUUGACUAUGCAGAAACCUUGUGGGCGGAUCCAGAGGCAGGAGUUGGGCUUGAAAAGGUCGCCGAGCUCCUUGACGACGAGGGCAACUCCUUAUCUCCAGAACCAGACGCUGGCGAGCUAUCCGCCAAGAUAUCCUCACUCAGAGUGGAAGGAAAUUCAUCGGGGUAUGACACAACAUCUAAAUCAUCGGCAGUUUCGCUGAGCGAGACAGACUCGGUAGGCACUCCUCAUCACUAUGGCCCUAUCUCGGAUAAAAUAGGGGCUGCGUGUUCGUGCUGGAUUGCCCGCUGGGCACCCGAGAUGCUCGCGUUUGAACAAGAGAAGGAGGCCAGUGCAUCUCGACCGACUUCUCCGGCGGUACAAGAACGCCCUGUCCGUGCCGAAGGAGUAUUGGACGUAGUUUCAUCCGGUGGGCCCUACAUCUGGCGGAGAGGGGGGUUGCAUGCGUCAUGGGUGUCCGCUCUGAUCUCCUCGGACACUUUCUUUGUAAAGAAUGAGCGGGAACGAUAUGACUUUGCUCGUUCCGUCGUCGAGCUUAGAAGAAAGCACGGGAUCAUCCCAAACGAAGAGCGACAUUGGACAACGAUGUUCGAAACUGGAAUCUACUAUGCCAAUAUGCCAGCCGAGGAUCUCAUAACCCUCUCUCGAGAUACCUCCCCGACAACCAACAAGCCAUACGUGUCCAAGGCUACACUAAAGGCCGCAAUGUGGAGUCAGUCACUCCUUAGACAUCAAAUCACAUACCGACCCCCUAGCUCGCCUGGCUCCCCUGCGUCACCGCCCCCGCGCGACAAGGAGAUCGGUCUAGGAAUCCCUACCCAAGACCUGGCCCACAAUACUGACGACGAGAGCAGCACUCCUCAAUUCUACUAUCCAGUGUUUGGAGAUGCAUCCACCCGUCUCGGAGACAAUGGCGGAGAAGCACAAUCACCGUCCGACGGCAAAUCAGUAUCCAUGGAGGAACUCUUCCUUUCCCCUCCCGCGAUCAACCUCACUCGUCAAACCGUCAGCAGAGGGUCGACCCAUAAGGUUCCCGUUGAGGCCUCAACUCCCAGAAUACCUUCUUCGGAAGAGAGCGUGUUCGGACUUAAAGCAGAACGAUACACGCUCGAAGAAUGUGUUGCAGCAGACUCAGCUAGUACGCGUCGCUGGACGUCAUUCCCCCCAACGCGGUUUGGAGUCGAGUUCUGGGACAUCGACACACUAAAGGAAAAAUCAAGGCUGCACUCGCAUACAAUCUGGCAUGCUGGCAGUCUGUUCAAUAUCUACAUCCAACUCGUCAAGAAGAAGGGUCAAAUCCAACUUGGCAUCUACCUUCAACGCCAGUCUUCUAUCGAGCCCAUCCCUUCCAUCAGCGCGCCCAGUCCGGAUUUGUCCAGAUCAGUGUCUGACGAAGACUCGGGCACGACGAGUGAGCGUUUUGCGACAAUUUCUCACCGUCCGGUAUCACCCAGAGAAUCAUCGAUGUCCCCAUUCCUGAGUCGGAUGGUCGCUGGCCCUUCUUCUCCGACCCUCCACUCCUCGCGCAGCCUCAACGUCCUCGAACGCGCCCGCUCGCAAACUCUACCAUCUUCGUCUAUCUCCCCUGCAUCCUCCUCAUCCCUCUCUUCAACCCCAAACAAUAACUCCAACGGCUUUGGCACGCAGUCCUCCGUCACCCUCCCAUAUACCUCGAAUGGGAUUGCCCCCAUCCAGCCAUACCGAGACCCUCGACCCUUGAUUUCAGCCUACUUCAGCAUUACAUGCGCCAAUGCAACUGGAUCCUCCCAAAUGAAAUUUACCAGCUCACCAGAUGUGUUUUCCGUCGGCCAGAGCUGGGGCUGGAAGACCAGUUCGUUGAGGACGGAGGAGUACAUGGAGAUUCGACCGGAGGGCAGUUCAGAACCAAUUAUUCGUGGGCGCUUGAAGAGUUUGCGCGCAACGGUGGUGUUGGGUCUGACCUAG
Coprinopsis cinerea okayama7#130 is the source of this 2505-nucleotide messenger RNA. RefSeq lists its product as hypothetical. Lineage: Eukaryota; Fungi; Basidiomycota; Agaricomycetes; Agaricales; Psathyrellaceae. The record is from RefSeq and is a predicted model, not a curated record. The transcript is spliced from 5 exons. Gene Ontology annotation, molecular function: protein binding. Bases 1 to 2505 code for a protein of 834 amino acids.